UGUGUGUGUGUGUGUUUGGAAUGGGGGGAGAGGAAGGGGGUAAAGAAUCUAUCUUAGAUGAAACAGAUAACUUCUCUCUCUCUCUCUCUGGUUUUAAAUCCCAAUGGCUUCUCGUACGAGUUCAUGGUACUUGGAAGAGGAAACAUUUGCCAGGCUAUGGGAGUUGUGGGGUUUGCGUGUCUGUGACAUGGAAUCCUGAAGGUUCCCAGUGACGUCUAUCAUGGGGAUGCAGAGCUCUGACCAUUGUUCACUGAGAUGGUAUUUUCCCACACCUCGACCUGUCUGUUGUUGGAAGAAGAUUUGAGAAUGUCAAAGUUAAAGCAGUGCAGCAAGUGGUCGAGGAUACUACAACCGGAAUAUUUCUGAGAGCUUUCGAGAGCCAUGGAUAGGUGUAAGCAUGUUGGGCGCCUGCGACUUGCCCAGAACCACUCCAUAUUGAAUCCCCAGAAGUGGCAUUGCGUGGACUGCAACACUACCGAGUCAGUGUGGGCCUGUCUGAAGUGCUCACACGUGGCUUGUGGACGCUACAUAGCAGAGCACGCACUAAAACACUUCGAGGACACCAGGCAUCCAUUGGCCAUGGAAGUCAACGAACUCUAUGUCUUCUGUUACCUCUGUGACGACUACGUGCUGAACGACAACGCCACGGGGGACCUGAAACUGCUGAGGAGCACGCUGAGCGCGAUAAAGAACCAAAAGUACAGCCCGACCGCCUGCAACGGCAGGGCGAUGCGCUCGAUGGCCUGUGGGGAAUCUCCUUUGUUUCAGAAGAGCAGAAGAGGACAGCCCCAGCACAGCACAGAGCAGAUGUUCACCGCUCUGUGGCACAGGCGCCAGUCUCUCCUCGCGAAGGCCAUGCGGGUCUGGUUCCACCAAACCGCCAGCGGCAAGCGGAGGCUGGAGGAGAAGCGGCUGGAGGAGGAGCUGGAGAGGAGGAGGGAGGAAGCCAGGAAACGCCGGCAGGAACUCAAGCGCAGGUUCAUGGAGGAACUGGCUAACACUCCGCCCAGGAAGAGCGCCCGGCUCCUGUUCCAGAUCCGGAAGGAGGAAUUCGCCCCAAGGAAGUGCAGAAAGGUCAGUGGCAAGAAGGUGCUACAAUCUCCCCCUACCUCAAAACGACCCAGGAACAAAAUGAAACGCUUUCACAGCGCCAGGCGCAAACCGGCGGUAACCCCGGGCGUGACUGGGCUGAGGAACCUCGGGAAUACCUGCUACAUGAACUCCAUCCUGCAGGUGCUCAGCCACCUGCAGAAGUUCCGGGAAUGUUUCCUCACCCUCGAUCUCUGCGAGACCGAGGAGCUGCUGGCGAGGACCGCCAACGGCAAGACCCGGCUGUCCAACAGGUUGACGCUGGGGAUCGGGCCCGCGGCUUAUCUCACGGGGAAGAGCGACAGUGUGGGCGCUUCUUUGGGGCGGUGCAGUAUGGCCGCUGGCCUGAAUGGGGGCGCCUCCAUGGCCAGGAACUUGGAACUCAUCCAGCCCAAGGAGCCGAGCUCGAAGCACAUCUCCCUCUGCCACGAACUUCACACCCUCUUCCGGGUCAUGUGGUCCGGGAAGUGGGCGCUUGUGUCUCCGUUUGCCAUGUUGCACUCCGUGUGGAGCCUGAUCCCCGCCUUCCGGGGUUACGGCCAGCAGGACGCUCAGGAAUUUCUCUGCGAGCUACUGGACAAGGUGCAGCAGGAGCUGGAGUCGGAGGGCACCAAGCAUCGGAUCCUCAUCCCGUUUUCCCAGAGGAAGCUCACCAAGCAGGUUCUCAAGGUGGUGAACACCAUCUUUCACGGACAGCUGCUCAGUCAGGUCACGUGUCUGACAUGCAACUACAAAUCAAACACCGUCGAACCGUUUUGGGAUCUUUCGCUCGAAUUUCCUGAGCGUUACCACUGUCUCCAGAAGGGCACUGCCACCCAGCAGAAAGAAUGCACUCUGACCGAAAUGCUGGCAAAGUUUACAGAAACCGAGGCUUUGGAAGGGAGAAUCUACGCCUGUGAUCAGUGCAACAGUAAACGGCGGAAAUCCUCUCCGAAGCCUAUUGUCCUGACUGAAGCUCAGAAACAGCUAAUGAUAUACCGACUACCUCAGGUCCUUCGUCUGCACCUUAAACGAUUCAGGUGGUCUGGACGCAACCAUCGGGAGAAGAUAGGGGUGCACGUCAAUUUCGACCAGGUAUUAAACAUGGAGCCUUACUGCUUCAGGGACUCUUCCUCCGCUCUCGACAAAGAGAGUUUCAUCUACGACCUCUCAGCUGUGGUGAUGCAUCACGGAAAGGGAUUCGGCUCAGGACACUACACCGCAUACUGCUACAACACAGAAGGAGGUUUUUGGGUCCACUGUAAUGACUCUAAACUGAACGUGUGCAGUGUGGAGGAAGUGUGCAAGACGCAGGCCUACAUUCUCUUUUACACUCAAAGAACCGUGCAGAGCAAAGUGGGGCUUGUCACAGGAACGCAGACGGAAUCUCAGGUGCCAAGCAGAAAUACAGACAAGAACAGAAAACUGACCUUCCCCUAAGAAAGGGAGAGGGGGAGGGAGGUGUGACGUUUAAAGCAUUAUUGGAAGUCAUUGAAACAGCCUGGCCAACAGUGACGUGUUGGUGCUGAUAACCAGCUUUGUGUUCACUUGUGGGUCACAGAAUACCCUGGGGCUCGUUUACGGAAGCAUAUAUAGCUGUUCACAUGCAUUUUAUGGUAGCGUUUAACUCCAUACUCGACAAUUAAAAUGGCUUGUAGGAAUUGUCGAGUGACGUUGUCUAGCCGUCCGUCCGUCCGUUCCCCCGCUCAGAUGACAGGAGCCUGUGCAGUCCCCGACCUUUACUGAAUCGAUUCAAACAGUUUGUUCCCCAAUAGUCUACAAUCCGUCGCAGUAAAUUCCUGCCUAUGUCCUCACCUCUACAUGUUUGCCGCAUCUCAUCAGGUCAGCUGUGUCUGUCUGUCUGUGUGUGUGUGUGUGUGUGUCCGUCUGGCUCAUGUUUUUUUAAAAUUCCUAGAAAAAGGUGCCUUGGUUUGCCGUCCAUUUCCGUCCACUUGUUUACGUGAGGCCCCGUUGUUUGCUGGCACGGCUGUGUGUUCUCUCUCUCUGUCUCUCUGUCUCUCUCAGCCUCUGCAGUGCCAGGCUGGCUAGAGUUGAUUCACUAACCUGUAUUCACACGAGCCGGUGACCACCAUCGACAUUACAUUGGUGACCGACUGGAAGUUGACCGACUUAUUUUCUUUUCCUCUCUCUCUUUGAGCUCCAGCUCAAGUUACACCAGCUGCGACCUGCUGCCAAACGACAAGAUAAAUCCCUUUUACCUUUUUUCCUCCCAUUUUGUGAAUUCCCCUCUCUCCCCUCCACCUCCCCUCCGAGUCUUAAGUAAACUGGGUCUUGGUGACUGCUGCCCUUUGCAGUGCUGACUAUCUGCGGUGAGUGUAAAUACCACUCAGCGGGCUUGGCUUUGCUGGUAACAAACCAAGCAAGCAGAGCACGAGGUGUUGCCUCUGGAUGCCGGGUGGUGGUGCCAUAACCGGACACACGAGAGGCCACGGCAGGGUAAAUGUUAGUCCCUGCGGUCGUUAGCAACACCGUAAAACCUAAGGGUGACUGCACAGCGCUCGCUCCGUGGUUUCUGAUGGGUUCGUAACCCGACAGAGUGCGAAUGCAGCAGGGUGCGACUUUCCAACAGCCUUUUCGGUACCUGCCGUGACUUAAUCGUUUGCUCGAGAUCCGGCCACUGGUUCUCUCGUGUGCGCUGAGGUCAUGCGGGGAAUGUGCGAACGACAGACGGAGUGCGGAGCUGAGUCCCGCGACCGUGAUUAUUCCAUUGCAUCAUGGCCUUUUUUUUUAAAAAAAAUGUUUUAGUUGUGGCGGCGUUUUCAAAAUAAACUCAUCACAUUUCAUUUUAUUCGAGGUGCCCUUAUGUGUGCAAAUCACAACAUGUAACUGGGCCUUUUUUUUUUUCUUCUUCUUCUGUUGUUGUUCUGUAAUUCAGGGAGCACUGUUUCGAUAUUUUUAGUUUACUUUCGAAAGAUAUUUUUAAGCGUUGAGGAAUGUAGGAGCGGAUUUGCUUGCAGGGCAAGAGUAAUAAGCAAGCAAUGGCAAACGGUUCAGAUGUUCACGUUUAUAAAAAUGUUUUUUUUCAAAGAAAAAGGAUAAUUGUCGUUUGUGACGUCCAGAUUUAUAAGCUUUCAUAUCGUUUCUCAUGAUUCCUGACUUGCUUGCAGCACCUACAAAGCCACACACCUCAAUCUGCUUCCCGUUCGUUCCUUUCCACCAACCGAGUGACUGAAUCCAUUGUAAGAAUAAGAAUAGUAAUAAUCCUUGCAUUCGAU
Callorhinchus milii (elephant shark) is the source of this 4304-nucleotide messenger RNA. RefSeq names its product ubiquitin specific peptidase 49 (gene usp49). Gene Ontology annotation, cellular component: cytoplasm. The coding region runs from base 382 to 2508 and encodes 708 amino acids. The record is from RefSeq and is a predicted model, not a curated record. Gene Ontology annotation, molecular function: zinc ion binding; cysteine-type deubiquitinase activity. Gene Ontology annotation, biological process: protein deubiquitination. The transcript has 8 exons. Lineage: Eukaryota; Metazoa; Chordata; Chondrichthyes; Chimaeriformes; Callorhinchidae.